Messenger RNA from Mesorhabditis spiculigera, 405 nucleotides. NCBI's taxonomy places the organism in Eukaryota, Metazoa, Nematoda, Chromadorea, Rhabditida, Rhabditidae. The record is from the annotation of a GenBank genome assembly.
AUGAUGGUGUCUACAGUAUUCUCCUCCUCCUAUCCGAGGACAUUUCUGUGUGUUGUCUACCCUCUGUUCUCUCUCCUCCUCCUCAUUCAAUCGAUUGAUGCUCAAGAUCCGAAGCUGGGCGAAUUGGAGGGAAGGGUCAAGAAGCUCGAGGAGGAGUCGGGGCAUGGGUUCCUCUCCCUGAUGGUGUUCAUUCUAACAGCUGGAAUGAUUGUGUUAUGCGUUGUGGCUGUCGGCAUUGGCAUCAUUGUUUACCAAGUGUGGCAGAGCAGCAAGGGUCUCGUGCUGCAAUACAACGAAUUGAAGGGCCAAGGGCUGUCCGUAUCGAAGAUCCAAGCCGUCGUCGCCAGCUCACCACUGGCCAAAUCGGGCGAGGGAGGGGAAACGAAAGAGAAGUCGGUGAUCGCC